AUGCAGGAACAGUACUAUGCUAAACGUUAUAAUACCAUUGAUGCCGUAAGUUUUCUUGCUUUGUUAUGUGUUUUUUACACACAGUAAUCUCGCAAACAAAUAAAAGCGAAACAGCUAGUGGAUUCUCAUACCUUCGUCAAGUCUAAUCCGAGUGUUUUGGCCGACUGGUCGAAAGUAUUUCGCUUUUUUAAACCAAUUUAAUUUGUAAAAGAAUUCACGGGUCUUACGUUGUUAUCGGUGCCAUUUCAGAAGAGCUUCUUCGCUGUGGUACGAUGUGCUGAGACUUGUACUGAAGUCAUGCCAGAAUGGGUGGAUUUGUGCUUCGACAAGGACGAGAAGUACAUCCAGAUGAGUAUGAGCUUUCCCAGGCAGAUGCUCAGACGUGAGAACCUGGCAGACUACACGGUCGACCCUCCAAUCACUCAAUUCGGUAUGUUUAGCCGUUGUUACGGACAAAUGUUAUCACUAUGAUAAGUUUAUGUGAUAUACUUACUGUAUUUCAUUUCCCAUAUUUUUUAUUUUAUAACAAUGUGAUACUCUUUUCAUGUCAUGUUAAACUUUUAAUCUACCAUUUUAGGCUACGGUUUGUGUCAGGCGCUUGGAGAUGGUUUCAAUAUGGCCAAAACUAGAAUACAGAUGAUAAUCUGCGCUCCAACGUUGAGAUGUAUUCAAACAGCUCAAGCCAUACAUGCCGUGAUCCAGAGCGACAAGAGUCAGGCAAAGAUUUGUGUUGAAUAUGGCUUCUGCCACUUUCUAGGCAAAGCGGACAGUCAUCUGCCUGCGUAAGUUUAUUUUAAAAUGAUAUAGUUUUAAAGAUUGUAAUGUUUAUAAUGAUAGACAUUAUAAAAUGUAUAAUAAGCGACAUUUGAACAUUAGUUUAAUUUAAAAAGUCCAGAACACUUCAUAAAACUUCAUUUGAAAACAGAAAAAGCUGUGUUUUCUCUCGCAAAAAGCGCCGCGAAGAAACGAAAAGGAAAAUAAGAGAGAGAGCUGCCGGCCCAAGUAGUAUAGUGGUUAGUACUCCACGUUGUGGCCGUGGCGACAUCGGUUCGAUUCCGGUCUUGGGCAGCCCUUUUUUGCGGUCGUUUUCGUUGCUUUUUUAAAAUAUAAAUGGUCAAAAUGGGGUGGUAAGGAACUAAAAAUACAUAAUAAAAUGUUUUUUGCGCAAUUUCGAAUGUAUUUUAUUAAUGAAAACAGCGAAGAUGCACGUAAAAAUGGAUAUUUUGUUUAAAAAAGUUAAAAAUUUUGCCAUAUUAAGUUUUUAAUAAAGAAAAAACAAAUAUAAAUAAAAUUUAAAAAAUAUAAAGGGUAAAUUAAAGUUGUUUAUAUGUUGUAUUUGUUGGCCUAUUACACACAAAACUUUAGAUUUUUCGACCCAGAAUUCUUGCUCAGAAUGAACUACGCAAUAUUCACCAAGUAUAAACCACAAGUGACCAUCUCUCAGCUGUCCAAAGUUGUCAAGACAGAGACGAAGAAACAGUUCUACGAGAGAGUCAAGACCACCUUGGAAAGGCUGAAAAAGUAAGAUUGUGGUUAUGUUCAAGACAAUGGUACUGAAACUUAAAGUAAAGUGGAGACUUUACUGUAUACAAUACAGUAUUAAACAGAAUUCAUAACAGUACACCGACUUUUUUAAUACUGUAUUGGUAGUGCUGAAUACUGUAUUAAUAGUAUUGUACUCUCCUUCCCAUAGUAAUGACAUGUUUUAGGAGCUGUUCUGAAAUGAAAGAGGUGAUGAUUGUCGUUACCUCAGACACAAUGGAUGCCUUGUUUAAAGCGGCCAAACACAAGAGCGCUGACCACGUGCUGGAUUCAGACUUGAAGGGAAACAAGAUGGAUCAGUACUAUCCAGCUCUGAGUAAUGGAAUCAUUUGUCGCAACACUGGAGAUCCCAAUGGUGUAGGUAUAGUUCGGGAGGAAAAAUUAACAAAACAUGGGUAAAACAGAUUGAAUAUACUCAAAAUAGACUGAUAUGCUAGUAGAAUGUAUGUUGUAAACAAUAUUUCUGCCUUUUCAGCUGAUUCUUUUGCGUGCCCUGACCAAACUCACCCACCUCGGCAUCACAAACGAUGUCGACAUUGACUAUCUGAAGACGUCGAUCAACUUCGAAGGCGUUCCGGACGACGAGGAUGAUCAGAAACGGCGGCGACAAAACAAAGGCAACACGACGUCGGCCGAAGGUGAGGACGAAGCGGCCGCCUUGGAUGCCAAAGCCGGAGGCGGAGAGCAACAGAAGGCGCUUCAGAAUAAGUACGAUACUGAGAAUCCGGACUACAAGAAGGCGACGCAGGUCAAGAAGAAGAAGAAGCCCAGCAAGACGUGAGUUUUGGGUUUGAGUCAAGAUAUGAUAGAUAGGAGAAUUUAAUUUCGAGUAACUACUGGCUUUUUAAUCAUCUGACAAUUUGGGUGGUGACUUUUGAUCUUGCUAGCAGUUGUUUUGAAUUAAAAUCUAAAAAAAUAAAAAUCUUUGUUUCAGUACUCAAGCGGAGACCAAAGACGACGACGCAGGACGUAAGUUUUGGCACAGUUUCUGUGUGGUACUAUUUUUUUUGUUUGCCAAUUUUUAACUUUUGAAAUACUUUUUAAAUUUUAAUCUUCGAAUUUCAGUCGCUCCCAAAGAUGACAAAGACAAGGAUGACGACGAUGAUGUAGGUUUACUUCUUCUUGAGUUUAUUGAUCAUCGAUUUUGCUCGUUAUUAGUUUUGAAGAUGAUGAUAUUUAUGUUAACGUUUUCUGCUUUCAGCCAGUGGCAGCCGAAUCUCGCUACACCUUGGCCAAACAAGAUUGA
Bursaphelenchus okinawaensis is the source of this 2788-nucleotide messenger RNA. NCBI's taxonomy places the organism in Eukaryota, Metazoa, Nematoda, Chromadorea, Rhabditida, Aphelenchoididae. The record is from the annotation of a GenBank genome assembly.